Messenger RNA from Aaosphaeria arxii CBS 175.79, 1605 nucleotides. Its product is annotated as MFS general substrate transporter. Gene Ontology annotation, cellular component: membrane. The transcript is spliced from 8 exons. The coding region runs from base 1 to 1605 and encodes 534 amino acids. Gene Ontology annotation, molecular function: carbohydrate:proton symporter activity. Lineage: Eukaryota; Fungi; Ascomycota; Dothideomycetes; Pleosporales. Gene Ontology annotation, biological process: transmembrane transport; carbohydrate transport. The record is from RefSeq and is a predicted model, not a curated record.
AUGGCGAAUUCGGACAAAGUUGAACAAAACCGUGCAGAGAGCGUGGUGGAUGAUCCCAAAACCGAUGCCGUCGUUCUCAAGUCGGGCAAUGAUAUACUCGGGACUUUUGCUACCGUGAAAAAGUUUUGGAAAGCGGUUCUUAUUUGUAAUUUGCUCUGCAUCGCAGCGGCAUGUGACGGAUAUCAGAUCAACUUGAAUGGCAAUAUCAUUGCAAACCAAGGCUUCACGCACCAUGUCGGCUUCCGAAACAGUAAAGGUGUUUAUACGCUGCAUGCAAAUUAUACCGCACUUUGGGGUGCAAUGCAAUCGCUGGGUCAACUCAUUGGCAUGGUUCUCAUGAACCCUAUCUCGGAUAUUAUCGGGCGUAAGAUGACAUUGUACGCGAUUUGGAUCAUCCUCGUUGCUUCGAUCAUUGUCGAAACUUUGGUUCGCGACUGGAGAGACUGGGCUGGAGCCAAAGUUCUAGCGGGCAUUGGUAUCGGCGCACUUCAGGCUACACUUCCUGUUUAUGUUACAGAGUGGUCUCCGGUCAAUAUUCGAGGAGCUAUGAUAGUCUGUUACGGCUUUUGGACCGUUAUUGGGAAAUUUCUCGCGAAUCUUGUCUUGAUGCUCGUCCAACAGACCAACCCAAUGAACUACAAGGUUCCGAUCCUUACGCAGUGGGGUUUUGUUGGCAUGAUGCUACCAAUUUUCCUUUGGCUACCUGAGACACCUGCUUAUUACGCUGAGCGUGACUUGCACGAGGCUGGUAAGAAAACCCUUGCGCGAGUGAACGGUAAGGUUGAAGGUUACGACAUUGAGGUCGAAUACGCAAUUAUCCUAAAUACAAUCCGGGAGGAGAAAUAUGCACGAAGCCAAGCUGGAGAGGACAACAUGACAUUUUCGAAGAUAGCAUAUUCCUAUAUUGAGUGCUUUCAACGGGCAAACGUCCGUCGUACUCUUGGGUCCACACUUCCAGGCUGCGCCCAACAGCUUGCUGGCUUAUCCUUCUUGAACACAUAUGCCAGUCUCUUUUUCAAGCAAAGCGGCUUUCAGAAUGCAUUCCUUAUCACGACUAUCAUGUGUUCGAUUCAAUUGUUUACCGCGAUUUGCCUUAUAUUCUUUACAGAUCGGUUUGGUCGUCGAAAUAUGGUCUUUACUUCUGUCAUAAUCUGCACAGCUACUCUACUUAUCGUAGGAGUCCUUGCUUUCGUAGAAAAGACAACAGCAGUGAAGAACUUCCUGAUAUUUGUGGCUUGCACCUGGGCGUUCGCCAAUGCAACUGUCGGAAGUCUGGGUUAUGCUUUCGUAGGUGAGGUUGCGUCCCAAAAGCUACGCGCCCGAACUGCAGGCGUCGCCAGUGGACUUUCAGUCAUCUUCGGCCUUACAUUCAACACCUCCCUGCCAAUCAUACUGGACGUAAACGGUGCCAACUGGGGCUACAAGACAGCGUGGCUCUUCUUUGGAACCGGUCUUGCAGUUUGUAUUGCUCUGUAUUUUUUCCUGCCCGAAUGCUCCCGCAGAAAUGCUGCCGAAAUUGAUGAGAUGUACGAGAAGAAUGUGCCGGCGUGGAAGAUGCACCGAUACGUUACGGAUAUUCAAGCAAUGCAUCAGGUUCGCACGUAA